UGGAGGGACGCAAACGUCUCACCUUUGACUCUAAGCUGCCAAGCAUUUUCUAAGCCUGUUGAGUAAAGGGGAUGGAGAACAACAUGACUGACUGUGAAGACGGAGAAGGGGGACCCACCAGCCUGGGUGAUGGACACCCCAGAGAGAGCAGUCCUUUCAUCAACAGCAGCGCAUCCUUGGAUAUCGAAAAGAGUCAGCAAUACGACAGCAAGAGCAUGGCUCUAUUUGAGGAGGAGAUUGAUACCAGUCCAAUGGUUUCCUCUCUGCUCAGUUCUCUGGCCAACUACUCCAACUUGCCGACUGGCAGCAAAGAGCAUGAAGAGGCUGAGAAUGAAGAGGGGGCUAGGCCAUCUAAAAAACCUGUAAAGGCCCCCCAGCUGGGCACUUUGAUGGGAGUCUACUUGCCGUGCAUCCAGAAUAUUUUUGGAGUGAUCCUCUUCCUGAGGAUGACAUGGAUGGUCGGGAUUGGAGGAGUCUUCGGCUCGUUCAUAAUCGUCUUUAUGUGUUGCUCUACGACCAUGCUCACAGCCAUUUCUAUGAGUGCCAUUGCAACAAAUGGAGUUGUACCAGCUGGUGGUUCAUAUUAUAUGAUCUCUCGCUCCCUGGGACCAGAGUUUGGUGGAGCUGUGGGGAUUUGCUUCUAUCUAGGAACCACCUUUGCUGGGGCCAUGUAUAUACUUGGUUGUAUUGAAAUUCUUCUGAUUUAUAUCGUCCCACAGGCAGCCAUCUUUAAAAUUGAGGGCCUGGAGGGUCCCGAAGCAGAGAUUGCACUCCUCAAUAACAUGCGUGUGUAUGGAACCCUUGUGCUGAGCUUCAUGGCCAUAGUGGUCUUUGUUGGGGUCAAAUAUGUUAAUAAGUUGGCACUGGUUUUCUUGGCCUGUGUUAUCCUAUCUAUUCUGGCAGUUUACGCUGGGAUUAUAAAGACUGCCCUUGAGCCUCCUGUCUUUCCAGUUUGUCUCCUUGGAAAUCGAACACUUCUCUCUAAAUCAUAUGACGUCUGUGCAAAGGUCAUUGAAAUAGACAAUGAGACAAUCACCACCCAGAUGUGGAGAUCAUUCUGUGAUUCUGAUUCCCUCAAUGCAACAUGUGAUGAAUAUUUCAUCAACAACAAUGUCACAGAGAUACAGGGCAUCCCUGGGGUCAAUAGUGGAAUCCUUGCUGAGAACCUGUUUGGAAAUUAUCUGGAAAAGGGUAAUUUCCUGGAAAAGCGUGGCAUCUCAUCCACUGUGGAUCCUGAUAUUCCAACCACCAACUCUAACCGCUACGUUGUGGCUGACAUCACCAGCUUCUUUACCCUGCUGGUGGGGAUAUAUUUCCCAUCGGUCACAGGGAUCAUGGCUGGCUCAAACCGCUCUGGGGACCUUCGAGAUGCCCAGAAGUCCAUCCCCAUCGGUACCAUCGCAGCCAUCACUACCACCUCCACUGUGUAUAUGACCUGUGUGGUCCUGUUUGGUGCAUGUAUAGAAGGAGUAGUACUAAGAGACAAGUUUGGUGAAGGUGUUAAUGGUAACCUGGUGAUUGGAACGCUGGCAUGGCCUUCCCCCUGGGUCAUUGUUUUUGGCUCUUUCUUCUCCACCUGUGGUGCAGGACUUCAGAGCCUGACUGGAGCUCCACGUCUUCUUCAAGCCAUUGCAAGAGACGGCAUCAUCCCAUUUCUCAGAAUUUUUGGACACGGUAAAGAAAAUGGAGAGCCAACCUGGGCACUGUUACUAACAGCUAGUAUCUGUGAAAUCGGUAUCAUCAUCGCCUCCCUGGAUUCAGUCGCUCCUAUCUUGUCUAUGUUUUUCUUGAUGUGCUAUAUGUUUGUCAAUCUUGCCUGUGCCCUGCAGACCCUUCUGAGGACACCUAACUGGAGGCCACGCUUUAAAUUUUACCACUGGGCUCUGUCAUUCCUGGGUAUGAGCCUGUGCCUGUCGCUCAUGUUUAUUUGCUCCUGGUAUUACGCCAUAGUUGCCAUGGGUAUUGCCACCUGCAUCUACAAAUAUAUUGAGUUCUGUGGAGCUGAGAAGGAGUGGGGUGAUGGCAUACGAGGAAUUUCUCUCAGUGCGGCACGAUUUGCACUGAUGAGGCUGGAGGAGGGACCCCCACACACCAAAAACUGGAGGCCCCAGAUCCUGGUGCUGGUAAGCAUGGAUGCUGAGCAGAAUGUGGAGCAACCCCGCCUGCUAUCUCUGACCAAUCAGCUUAAAGCAGGAAAAGGCCUGACCAUUGUCGGCACUUCUGUUCAAGGAACCUUCCUUGACAGUUACACCGAGGCCCAGCGAGCAGAUCAGUCUUUGCGUAAGCUGAUGGAAACAGAGAAGGUGAAAGGCUUCUCUCAGGUGGUUGUCUCCUCAAAUAUAAGGGAUGGGACGUCCCAUCUGAUACAAGUUGGAGGACUUGGGGGUCUUAAGCAUAACACUGUGAUGGUCAGCUGGCCUCAGAACUGGAAGCAGCCCGAGUGCUACCAGCAGUUUAAGAACUUUAUCGAGGUUGUUAGAGAGACAACCAUAGCUAGUUUGGCCCUUUUGGUUCCUAAGAAUAUUUCCAGUUAUCCAUCCAAUGGAGAGCGCUUCACUGAAGGUCAUAUAGACAUGUGGUGGAUUGUCCAUGACGGAGGCAUGUUGAUGCUUCUGCCCUUCCUUCUCCGUCAGCAUAAGGUGUGGAGAAAGUGCAAGAUGCGCAUUUUUACAGUGGCACAAAUGGAUGACAACAGCAUCCAGAUGAAGAAAGACCUCAUCACCUUUCUCUAUCACCUGCGCAUUGAUGCUGCUGUAGAGGUGGUGGAAAUGCAUGACAGUGAUAUUUCAGCUUACACCUACGAGAAGACACUGGUUAUGGAACAAAGAUCACAGAUCCUCAAACAGAUGCAUCUGACAAAGAAUGAGAUGGAGAGAGAGAUCCAAAGUAUUACUGAUUCAUCUCGUGGAUCCAUCCGUCGUAAGAAAAUGUCAACCUUGCAGCCCCAGCAUAGUACUGAGGAGAGCGCCAGUCUGGUAGAAAACCCAGAAGAUAAGGUAAAAGCUUCAAACAUCUGUGUUUCUCCCUCCUCUGUGUCCAAGAACAAGCUGCUUCCCCCAAGGGGCUGUUCUUUCUGCAGCCUUUAAUUAUUUCUCCUGAUUAAUCACAGGUUUCAGAGAUCUCUCUACGCUAACAGGUGCCUCUUUCUUUUUUUCACCCUCUUAUUACACCUGUUUGUCUCUCAGUCUG
Cyprinodon variegatus (sheepshead minnow) is the source of this 3189-nucleotide messenger RNA. Its product is annotated as solute carrier family 12 member 5-like. Gene Ontology annotation, molecular function: potassium:chloride symporter activity. Lineage: Eukaryota; Metazoa; Chordata; Actinopteri; Cyprinodontiformes; Cyprinodontidae. Gene Ontology annotation, biological process: potassium ion import across plasma membrane; cell volume homeostasis; chemical synaptic transmission. Gene Ontology annotation, cellular component: membrane. The record is from RefSeq and is a predicted model, not a curated record. The coding region runs from base 72 to 3086 and encodes 1004 amino acids. The transcript is spliced from 22 exons.